This is a messenger RNA of Meloidogyne enterolobii, 1007 nucleotides long. The record is from the annotation of a GenBank genome assembly. NCBI's taxonomy places the organism in Eukaryota, Metazoa, Nematoda, Chromadorea, Rhabditida, Meloidogynidae.
UGUUUGGCUUUAAAUAAAUUCCGCUUUUUGCAUUUUAUCAUUAACUUUUGGUUGUAACCAAUUUUAUUUGUUAAUUUUCUCUUACAUUUUCUACCAGAUAUUUUUAAAUUGUUUUGUAUUUAUUUUGUUCUGCAGAUCGUUGAUUUUUAGAACUUAAAACUGAAAUGAAUCGAGGCCGUAAUUUGAAACGUGGGACUAUGCCGAGGGUUCAAGCUGGUUCAAGUUCAACUCCACAUUUAGUAGCAAACCGGACUAUAAAAAGUUUUGAUGAUGUUUAUCUUACAUGUGCAGAUGAUGAGGAUGCUGUUGUAAAUAUUCAUUUUAAUGGUCAUACAAUUUCCUUCAAAUGUGGAGAAGAUUGGGAAGGGAAUUUGUUAGUUCAAUUAAAUGAUGAGAAGAUACUUUUGAAGCAGGAGUGGCAACAUAUGAAUGUGAAAACGCAAAAACUUUACUCGCCUAUGGAAUUCAUUGAGGCGGCCGAACGAUGCUUGGAAGAGGAUCCUCCGAAUGUUGUUCAAUCAAGUGAAAAGUGUUGGGGCUCCCUAGGGUCAGCAAUUGCUCUCUUCUGUAAGGACUUAACUGUUGUUGUUCAAGAGGGAUCGUCCACUAAAACAUUACAAGGACUCAACUUGAAGACACAUAAGGCUACGAUAGCUAUGGCGGGUUUUGCUGCUAAUUUUAGUUCACAGGGUGCUAGACUUGGAGGAGUAAUUGAAUGCGUUAAGCGUGGACACCGUAACUUUAUUAGAGGGUUUUUAAGCAGUUCUCAAAUGAGGAAAACAAUUAAGAAAAUGAAGUUUUUUAUUAAAGAAUUAAAUAAAAUUGACAAGAGGAAAGUUGAAGAAGAACUGACUCCACUCGUAAAUUCUGGCAAAUAUCAAAAAAUUAUUUUUCAUAGACUGACGAGACCAGAUUAUAUUUGUUGCAAUGUUUAUAAUUUUGACAUUCAAGUUACAGAAAAAGAGUAUAUUAAGGAAGAUAAGAAAAGUUUUCCUCCCAAAAAAUAA